AUGGCAGCUCAAGCUACAGAGAAGUUGGAUCAGCUGGACCUGAACGCUCAGGCCGCCCCCGCGGCGAACCAGGUUCCUGCUGAAGUGGAGGAGGACUCUGACGACGGCCAAGAAGACGAGGGUGCUGCAGAUGCUGGAGCUGCUGGAGCUGGUUCACCUGUAGCCGACAAAAAGAAGAAGAAGAAGAAGUCCAAGAAGAGAAGCAAGAAGAAGGGUGGCGCAAAGGUCCAGAGCGAGCCUCCUCGCGUCCCUGUGUCCAACCUUUUCCCCAACGGCCAAUACCCCGAGGGCGAGAUCGUCGAAUACUUGAACGACAAUGCCUACCGUACCACCGACGAGGAGAAGCGAUACCUCGAUCGCAUGAACAAUGACUUCCUGCAGGAGUACCGUCAGGGUGCUGAGGUCCACCGUCAAGUUCGCCAAUAUGCACAGAAGAACAUCAAACCCGGCCAGACCUUGACUGAGAUCGCCGAGGGCAUCGAGGAUUCAGUGCGCGCUCUGACAGGCCACUCUGGUCUGGAGGAGGGAGAUAACAUUAAGGGUGGCAUGGGUUUCCCUUGCGGUCUGAGCAUCAACCACUGCGCGGCGCAUUACACCCCCAACGCAGGCAACAAGAUGGUUCUGAACCAGGGUGAUGUGAUGAAGGUUGACUUCGGUGCGCAGCUGAACGGCCGUAUCGUGGACAGUGCCUUCACUAUGCACUUUGACCCUGUGUACGAUCCUCUGCUUGCCGCUGUCAAGGAUGCUACCAACACUGGUAUUCGGGAAGCUGGAAUCGAUGUCCGUAUGAGUGAUAUUGGUGCCGCCAUCCAGGAAGCCAUGGAGAGUUACGAAUGUGAGAUCAACGGCACAAUGUACCCUGUCAAGUGUAUUCGCAACUUGAACGGUCACAACAUUGAGCAGCACCGCAUCCACGGUGGUAAGAGUGUUCCUAUUGUCAAGAGCUCCGAUCAGACCAAGAUGGAGGAAGGCGAGGUCUUCGCUAUUGAGACUUUCGGUAGUACCGGAAAGGGUUAUGUGCGAGAGGAAAUGGAAACCUCGCACUACGCUCUCUCCCCUGACGCUCCCAACGUUCCCCUGCGUCUCUCCUCUGCCAAGAACCUGUUGAAUGUGAUCAACAAGAACUUCGGCACUCUUCCCUUCUGUCGCCGUUACCUCGACCGCUUGGGUCAGGAUAAGUACCUUUUGGGCUUGAACAACUUGGUUUCCUCUGGAAUUGUCCAGGAUUACCCUCCUCUCUGCGAUAUCAAGGGCUCAUACACCGCCCAAUAUGAACAUACCAUUGUGUUGCGCCCGAAUGUGAAGGAGGUUAUCAGCCGUGGUGACGACUACUGA
Penicillium paradoxum is the source of this 1335-nucleotide messenger RNA. RefSeq names its product methionine aminopeptidase 2. Gene Ontology annotation, biological process: proteolysis. Bases 1 to 1335 code for a protein of 444 amino acids. Gene Ontology annotation, molecular function: metalloaminopeptidase activity. The record is from RefSeq and is a predicted model, not a curated record. The transcript has 7 exons. NCBI's taxonomy places the organism in Eukaryota, Fungi, Ascomycota, Eurotiomycetes, Eurotiales, Aspergillaceae.